Molecule: messenger RNA, 2996 nt
Organism: Megalobrama amblycephala (Wuchang bream)
Lineage: Eukaryota; Metazoa; Chordata; Actinopteri; Cypriniformes; Xenocyprididae
Gene: fhip2a
Product: FHF complex subunit HOOK interacting protein 2
Exons: 17
Coding region: 316-2571 (751 amino acids)
Source: RefSeq, a predicted model, not a curated record
UCUGAUGCAUCAGACAUUAGCAGAAGUGAUCAGUGAUCCCACAUCAUCCCAGUGUUUCUUCGAGCGCAAUGAAAGUGCCACCGUGGCCUUAAAAAGACAAACCUACAUUAUUCUCUCAGUGUUGCUGUGCUUGAUUUUCUUCACCUGCGUUACAGUGUGUGUUGAAAUGUAAAUACACACUAUCACGUUAUCAGUAUAUAUGUAUUCAAGUGUGUUUCAGUGUUAGUGUUCAAUCUGGAUCACCGCAGAAGGAGCACCAGAGGAGGGAAGAGAGAGGAGAUCUCCAGAGCAAAACUCCUGCUGUCCAAAAACAACAUGUUCUCCAAAUUUACCUCCAUCCUGCAGCACGCUGUCGAGGCGCUUGCGCCGUCGCUGCCGUUGCAAGAGGACUUUGUCUAUCAUUGGAAGGCCAUCACACAUUAUUACAUAGAAACCUCAGAUGACAAAGCCCCAGUGACAGACACCAACAUUCCCUCCCAUCUGGAGCAGAUGCUGGAUAUUCUGACCCAGGAGGAGAGGGAGAGAGAGUCAGGAGAGACAGGACCUUGUAUGGAGUAUCUUCUCCACCACAAGAUCCUGGAGACGCUCUACACUUUGGGCAAAGCAGAUUGCCCUCCUGGAAUGAAACAGCAGGUUUUGAGUUUCUACACCAAACUGUUGGGUCGAAUACGGCAACCACUCCUGCCUCAUAUCAACGUGCAUAGACCUGUACAGAAACUGGUCCGCCUGUGCGGCGAGGUUCUUGCUGCUCCUACAGAGAAUGAAGAGAUCCAGUUUCUGUGUACUGUCUGUGCCAAACUUAAGCAGGACCCUUACCUCGUCAACUUCUUCCUGGAAAAUAAGAAUAAAAGGUUGGAGGCUCCUAAAGAUGGUGGAGCUGAUUUGGUGAAAGAUCCAUCUUCUCCAGAUACAGGACAGAAUCAAAACCAAAAUCCCAGUCUGGUCACAAUCGCACAGGAAGUUGCAGCAGGUCAAGCCACAAGCCCAGGGGAAGCAAGUCCGUCCUCCGUCCACACUACACUGCCAAACAACGACAACUACAACCUAGUCAGCUCCCUUCUUAACCUCACUAAGAGUCCAGAUGGGCGUAUUGUGGUGAAGGCAUGUGAAGGUCUGAUGCUGAUAGUCAGUUUGCCUGAGCCAGCUGCAGCCAAAAGCCUCACAGAGAACACCGAGCUCAGUCAACUCCUCACAGACCGGCUGGCACAGUUCUACCGCGCCCUUCCCCAGUCCAUGGACCCUCUAGACAUUGAAACUGUGGAGUCCGUAAACUGGGGGUUGGAUGUGUAUAAUCUAAAGGAGGAUGCUGCUGCUUUUACGGGCAAACGUGCCCUUAUUUCCUUCCUAUCGUGGCUGGACUAUUGUGAUCAGCUCAUCAAAGAGGCUCAGAAGACAGCCGCUGCAGUUCUGGCCCGAGCCGUGAGAGAGCGGUUCUUUGUUACUGUAAUGGAGCCUCAGCUAAUGCAAACGUCAGAGGUUGGCAUUCUGACUUCCACAGCCCUGUUAAACAGGAUCAUCAGACAGGUGACGUCAGAAGCCCUACUUCAGGAGACUAUUUACUUCCUGUUGGGAGAGGGAACAGGGCCAGAGACACUUGCUGGCAUUACCCAGCAUCCCCUGAGACACAGACUCAUAGAACAUUGUGACCACUUGUCAGAUGAGAUAAGCAUCAUGACCCUACGGCUCUUUGAGCAUCUGCUGCAGAAACCAUGUCAGCACAUUCUGCAGAACUUGGUGCUGCGCUGUUUGGAAGAGCGCAACUACAUGGAGAACAAACAACCAGAGGAACGAGAGGAGCGCGAACACAUGGAGAACGGCCAACCACAUGACGCCGUAGAUCUAGAAGAAGACCCGCUGUUCUCAGAUCUUUCUCCUGAUAACAGACUCUCCAGCCCUGAUUGGUUAAGCUGCUCUCCGCCAUCAAGCACAGAACAUGCAAAGCCUGAUGGGAAGACAGAGGUUCACAAAAUAGUUAACAGUUUCCUGUGUUUGGUGCCUGACGAGGCAAAAUCAUCCUAUCAGGUUGAGGGCACAGGCUAUGACACCUACUUGAGAGAUGCACACAGACAGUUUCGGGACUAUUGUGGAGUUUGUCAGAAGUGGGAUUGGCGCAGCAGUCCAAAACCCUUUGAAAAAUGUAAUUUGGACAGUCCUUUUUUCGAAGGACACUUUCUCAAAGUGUUGUUUGACAGAAUGGGGCGAAUCCUCGAUCAGCCAUAUGAUGUUAACCUGCAGGUGACAUCUGUGUUGUCUAAGCUAUCUCUGCUGCCUCAUGCUCAUCUUCAUGAGUACCUGUUGGACCCGUACAUUAACCUGGCGCCAGGCUGCAGAUCUCUCUUCUCAGUCAUCGUCAGGGUGGUUGGCGAUCUGAUGUUGCGAACUCACCGCAUCCCUGAUUUCACCCCUAAACUCCUGCUGGUGAGGAAGAGACUGCUGGGACUAGAGCCAGAGGGGAUGAGCAUCGAUCACGUGACGUUGCUCGAGGGGGUCAUUGUUCUGGAGGAGUUCUGCAAAGAGCUCGCGGCUAUCGCUUUUGUGAAGUUCCAUGCAUCGGCCUCCACUUCUCCCUGAUUCUCUCGCCAUUGUGCGCAGGACACAAACAGAUGAAUAAACAGACGAAAGGAGGCAUAUGACACAGGAACGACAAACCCAACUGUACUCAUCCCUUUGCGCAGACUGCUGCCUGCGGCAGGACUCGCAUUCAAGGAUGUUUUAUUCGCGUUAUCUCUGGGAUGUUUCCAUAACUAUGACAGAGCGUACUGUUUUAAAGGCACAGAGAAGGAGAAUUUUGUAAAGAGAGGAGUGAAUUGUGACUCUCGUGGAACAGUCCAUGUGGAGAGAGGAGAGAGGAUUUUGUAGCAUUCAUAUGUAAAGAAAAAAAAUGAUAACUUAAGAACUAAAGAAUGGUAAUGCCAAAAAAUUAGAUUCUAAAGUAGAAAAAGAAAUUGACUUAAAUUUGAUCCAAAUAAUGAAAUUAAAUGAAAUAUUUAAUUAUU